GUAGUUUGUGUUACAAAAAUUAGAGGGAAAAAAAGGAGAGCUUUGGAGAAAUUCACUUUUAAGUGGCACUUUUUACACGCGUGAGAAUUUUGUAACGUUGCGUUGUUCCUCUGACUGCAUGAAAAUGUGCGACAGUGGGGUAACGCGGCUCUGAAGCAGGCACAUGAGAUUCAAUUGAAAAAAAGCAGAAAGGGGAGGUUGAGGCGCGUGUGUAAUUCUUCUACACGUGCGUAUACAUAUAUAUUUAUGUAAAUACAUGUAUGUAUAUUUUGGAGGAAGCGUAAAUGUACCAAAAUUUCAUAAAAUGCAGCAACUGAAUGUAUCCCUUUUUUUUUAUAGGGGUUUUUAUUUUGCGGCUGCGCGAGAGGUGUAAAUGAAAUGCUCUUACAUGUAUAAAUGUAUGCCCCCUAUUGCAAGCACAUUCAUACUUCGGAAACCAAUUUUGUUAUCGUCCAAGUGCCAGUUUACGUUUUUUAAAUUUAAUUUUUAAGGAGUCAUACAAUUUGAAAGGUUCGCUUUUAUAUAUAGUUAGUUGCGACCGUGAUUCACGUAGCACUGCUUGGAUGAUACACCUCAUUUUUUGCGCCUUCAAAAAAAAAAAAAGCAUGCGUAUGUAUUUGUUACAUACACGUACACGCGCUUGCAUUUUGUGGGAUUAUAUUAACAUGGCAAUUUUUGCUCGCACUUACCUUUAAUUUUACAUCUCUGCGUACCCCCCAUUGUGUAAUUUUAAUGGCACUCUUGUAAGAGAUCAUCCAUCCGAAAAAGAACCAAGGAAAAAAAAAAAAAAAAAGCGCGACAUUUUGACAUGUUCACAGGGGAAAAUCACAUCAACAGUACCCUUCCAGAGGAUUUAAUUUUUCGUUUCCAACAAAAUUCUUUUUUAUUCUGUUCGGAGGAACAUUUUGAAAUUUUUAAAACGUCAACGAGGCAGUAACCAAAUCGGGAAAAAACAACGCAAGUAUUUUCCGUUUAUUACAGAAUGUACUCGAAAAAAUAUGCAGCCAUGGAAAAAGGAAGAACUUUUGUGUACAUAAACCGCUCCAUUUAGCAUAGUAAAAAUAGCGCCACAUUUAUUCCCCUUAUAGAGGAAGUUAUAGCCCACUUUUUAUGAUCACAAGUAAUUUCACCAAAGGGGAAAAUAAAUAGCAGGCUGAUUCUAUACCGCUUCAGCACAUUUCGAAUGGCCAAAGUUUCCCGGGGUGCUCUGUAAGAUAAAUGAUCCUUACGUAAAAUGCAGUUAACAUAAAAUAUAGGGGGAGAGAGCAAAGAUUAGCAAAAAAAAGUGGUAUAAAAAAAAAAAAAAAAAAAUCAAGUAUUGGCGAAAAAUAACGAAUAAGGCAAGGCAAACCAGAUUGAGUAAGGCAAAACGCGAAAUUUUCACACACCUGAUCGAUUAAGUAAAAAUGUUGAACAGAACGCGGAGGAUUUUUUUCAGCACAGUGAAAAGCAGCAACUUGUACCUAACCAUAUCUUCGUCCAGCGAAUCCAUAUUCAGAAAUCAAGUAAUUAAAAGGGCUUCUUUUCCAGGAAUUGAAGGAUAUUUCACCGUAACAAAUAACCACAGCCCGCUAGUUACGCUAUUAAGAAAUGGAAUAAUUACUGUCGAAUUUGACGAGAAGGAAAAGAAGCAGUUUUUUAUAUCAGAUGGCAUAUUUAUAUAUAAAAAAAGUAAUGACAACAGCAGCAGCAACAAUGCUGAAAUUGUGGGGGUUGAAAUUGUGCCCCUCGAAUAUUUAGACAAAAAUAAAACAGUUAAGGUUUUGCAGCAGAUGUGCGCAGUAAAUGAUGCUACCGAUGACAAGUGGAGAAAAAUCAAGACCAUGUUGGGGUAA
Messenger RNA from Plasmodium vivax (malaria parasite P. vivax), 1835 nucleotides. RefSeq lists its product as hypothetical. Gene Ontology annotation, biological process: proton motive force-driven ATP synthesis. NCBI's taxonomy places the organism in Eukaryota, Apicomplexa, Aconoidasida, Haemosporida, Plasmodiidae. The transcript is spliced from 2 exons. The coding region runs from base 1407 to 1835 and encodes 142 amino acids. The record is from RefSeq and is a predicted model, not a curated record. Gene Ontology annotation, molecular function: proton-transporting ATP synthase activity, rotational mechanism.